UACCUUUUGAUCACAGUUGGAGUUGUAUAUGUCAAGUCAUUUCCUCAGUCCAGGAAGGACAUUUUGAAAGAUUUGGUAGAAAUGUGCCCUGGUGUGCAGCAUCCCUUGAGGGGUCUGUUUCUUCGAAAUUACCUUCUUCAGUGUACCAGAAAUAUCUUACCUGAUGAAGGAGAGCCAACAGACGAAGAAACAACUGGAGAUAUCAGUGAUUCCAUGGAUUUUGUACUGCUCAACUUUGCAGAAAUGAACAAGCUCUGGGUGCGAAUGCAGCAUCAGGGACAUAGCCGAGAUAGAGAAAAAAGAGAACGAGAAAGACAAGAACUGAGAAUUUUAGUGGGAACAAAUUUGGUGCGCCUCAGUCAGUUGGAAGGUGUAAAUGUGGAACGUUACAAACAGGUUGUUUUGACUGGCAUAUUGGAGCAAGUUGUAAACUGUAGAGAUGCUUUGGCUCAAGAAUAUCUCAUGGAGUGUAUUAUUCAGGUUUUCACUGAUGAAUUUCACCUCCAGACUUUGAAUCCUUUUCUUCGGGCCUGUGCUGAGUUACACCAGAAUGUAAACGUGAAAAGCAUAAUCAUUGCUUUAAUUGAUAGAUUAGCUUUAUUUGCUCACCGUGAAGAUGGACCUGGAAUCCCAGCAGAUAUUAAACUUUUCGAUAUAUUUUCACAGCAGGUGGCUACAGUGAUACAGUCUAGACAAGACAUGCCUUCAGAGGAUGUUGUAUCUUUACAAGUCUCUCUCAUUAAUCUUGCCAUGAAAUGUUACCCUGAUCGUGUGGACUAUGUUGAUAAAGUUCUAGAAACAACAGUGGAGAUAUUCAAUAAGCUCAACCUUGAACAUAUUGCUACCAGCAGUGCAGUUUCAAAGGAACUCACCAGACUUCUGAAUAUACCAGUUGACACUUACAACAAUAUUUUAACAGUCUUGAAAUUAAAACAUUUUCACCCACUCUUUGAAUACUUUGACUACGAGUCCAGAAAGGGCAUGAGUUGUUAUGUGCUUAGUAAUGUUCUGGAUUAUAACACAGAAAUUGUCUCUCAAGAUCAGGUGGAUUCCAUAAUGAAUUUGGUAUCCAUGUUGAUUCAAGAUCAGCCAGAUCAACCUGUAGAAGACCCUGAUCCAGAAGAUUUUGCUGAUGAGCAGAGCCUUGUGGGUCGCUUCAUUCAUCUGCUGCGCUCUGAGGACCUUGACCAGCAGUACUUGAUUUUGAACACAGCACGAAAACAUUUUGGAGCUGGUGGAAAUCAGCGGAUUCGCUUCACACUGCCGCCUUUGGUAUUUGCAGCUUACCAGCUGGCUUUUUGAUAUAAAGAGAAUUCUAAAGUGGAUGACAAACGGGAAAAGAAAUGCCAGAAGAUUUUUUCAUUUGCCCACCAGACUAUCAGUGCUUUGAUCAAAGCAGAGCUGGCAGAAUUGCCCUUAAGACUUUUUCUUCAAGGAGCACUAGCUGCUGGGGAAAUUGGUUUUGAAAAUCAUGAAACAGUCACAUAUGAAUUCAUGUCCCAGGCAUUUUCUCUGUAUGAAGAUGAAAUCAGUGAUUCCAAAGCACAGCUAGCUGCCAUCACCUUGAUCAUUGGCACUUUUGAAAGGAUGAAGUGCUUCAGUGAAGAGAAUCACGAACCUCUGAGGACUCAGUGUGCCCUUGCUGCAUCCAAACUUCUAAAGAAACCUGAUCAGGGCCGAGCUGUGAGCACCUGUGCACAUCUCUUCUGGUCUGGCAGAAACACGGACAAAAAUGGAGAGGAGCUUCACGGAGGCAAGAGGGUAAUGGAGUGCCUAAAGAAAGCUCUAAAAAUAGCAAAUCAGUGCAUGGACCCCUCUCUACAAGUGCAGCUUUUUAUAGAAAUUCUGAACAGAUAUAUCUAUUUUUAUGAAAAGGAAAAUGAUGCGGUAACAAUUCAGGUUUUAAACCAGCUUAUCCAAAAGAUUCGAGAAGACCUCCCGAAUCUUGAAUCCAGUGAAGAAACAGAGCAGAUUAACAAACAUUUUCAUAACACACUGGAGCAUUUGCGCUUGCGGCGGGAAUCACCAGAAUCUGAGGGGCCAAUUUAUGAAGGUCUCAUCCUUUAAAAAGGAAACAGCUCACCAUACUCCUUUCCAUGUACAUCCAGUGAGGGUUUUAUUACGCUAGGUUUCCCUUCCAUAGAUUGUGCCUUUCAGAAAUGCUGAGGUAGGUUUCCCGUUUCUUACCUGUGAUGUGUUUUACCCAGCACCUCCGGACACUCACCUUCAGGACCUUAAUAAAAUUAUUCACUUGGUAAGUGUUCAAGUCUUUCUGAUCACCCCAAGUAGCAUGACUGAUCUGCUAUUUAAAAUUCCUGUGAUCUUUAAAAAAAAAAAAAAAAAAAACCCACAAAAAAACCCACAAGCACUUAUCUUGGCUACUAAUGAAGCUCUCCUUCUUUUUUUUUUUGUUUGUUUGUUUGCUUCAUUGUUCAUUGUGUAUUUUCUUCAUUCCUGGGGAGUACUAACCCAAAAGUGUCUGUCUCUCUUGUUUUCUAGUCCAAUUUGAGAUUAAUUUAGAAGAAAGGAAUAGUGUAUGUGAAAUUCAUCUUGGGCUUUUCCCUAAAUUGCAAGAUAAGGCCAUGUGUAAGAUUUUCCCUAAAACUAGAAUAUAUUAAUGCAUGUUUGAGAAUUUUAAAGCACCAUGGUCAAAACCAGAAGCUAUAUUUUGCAUAUUUGGACUCAGCCAUCCAUUAAGAACCUACGUUGUCCUCUGGACAUAUUUAUCAAUAUAAUUGGGUUUAAAAUAGUAUAAAAGAAAAUUUGUGAUCUAUAUAAUUUAUGUAUCACCUUCAUUGUAAAUUUAGCAGGAAAUGCAUCACAAUUAUGAUUUUUUUUUUUUGCACCAGUGAAACAAUAAAGAUGCUAUUAACAAUUUUGGAGCUUUUUUCCCCUUUCAUACUAUCUUUAAUUGAUAAAAAGAACUAGUAGAAUGGCUAUAGAGUUUAAUAGUCAUUCUCAUAUAUUCACAGAGCUCACUUAACUCUAGUUUUAAGCACUUGUUGAGCAAGGCAGCAUCUACUCUUUUUAGUCAUUUAUACCCGUUUUCUUUCCUCAACUUUACCCUGCUUUUCCCAAGGCAUGUUAAAUUCACAUAAACCUCCCAAAGGCUCACCACCGAUACUAGUUACCUACUAUAUAAUAAACCAUCCCAAAACUUAGUGUCUUAAAACAGCAAAUAUUUAUCUCACAGGUCUCUGGAUCAGGAAUUUGGGAGCAGCUUAGCUGGUGGCUCUGGCGAAGAGUGUGGUAUAAGGUUGCAAGCAAGGUACUGGUUGGGGCUGCAGUCAUCUGAUGCUUUGACUGCUGGGGCUGACUUUUCUGCUCACUGACUUGGCUGUUAGGCAGAGGCCUCAGUUCCUCUCCUUGACGGCCCUUCCAUAGAGUUCCUCACAGCAUGGUGGCUGGCUUUCCCCUGAGUAUGAAAGCAAGAAGGAAACCACAGUGCCUUUCAGUGGCCUCCCCGUGGAAGUGACAUGCUCAUUUUUGCCUUAUUCUGUAAGUGGGGAGUCACUAAGUCUAGCCUAUAUUCAAGGGUAAGGAGAAUUAAGCUCCACCUCUUGAAGGGAGAAUUUAUAGACAUUUUCAAAUGACUACAUCACUUAACCCCUCACCAUCUGCCCUCCCAUUGCUAGCACUUGAUGACUAGCCCUUGCUGGGCUUUACAUGAACAGAUGUUUCCCAAAGUUAUAAAAUUAGUACCACUAAAAUGUAUCAAAUGUUAAGCCAUUCUGUGCUAUGUCAUAGUCCAGCAAACCCUUUCUGUUCUUUGCAGGUGUUAGUUUACCCCGUAUAAACCUGAUUAUGGCUUGACAUGUCCAUAUUAUUUACAUGUUUUGUGAAAUACAACGGGAAUAGUAGAAAAGACAUGAGUCGAGAAUACUUGAAUCGAAGAGGUUGGUUUGCAAGUAAAAUAAUGUCAGUACAGUGUGUAAAUUAUCUCUUAUUUUCUGGGUUGAGGUAAACCCAAUUUUAAAAAUAAUAAACCAACAAAAGUAAAUAAAAGUGAAACAAAAGCACUGCUAGUAUCCUUAAGUUACAGAUUUUUUUUGUUGAACAAAAACUGGGUACCAGAUAUAGUUAGGCACUGAAUCUAAAGGUGAAGAAGAUCAUAGUCCCUAGCUUCAAGAACGUUAUUCUGCUGUGAAGACAGACCCGUAGUUACAGAAGAUGGUAAGGGUAUGCCCAGGAGAGCAGUGAAGAAGAGCUUUGAGGGAUUGGAGAUGGGGAAGUUCUCCAGAGGGUUGUAUGAAUUCUCGUGGAACGUCAAGUCCAAUAGUUGAUUUAGUCUUCUGAGGCCAGUGCUUUGGCCUGCAGUCCCAGGCUACUCAGAUAGAACCAUGGGCUGAAGCAAGUUAUACUCUUGGCUGUCUGUAGUGAAAUAGAUACUUAGAAAUUGACUUAGCAUUUAAAACCUUUUAUAGCAAUUUGACAGAGUAAUUUUAUGUCUAUUGGAUGUAAUAAACAUUUGGCUUUGUGU
Molecule: messenger RNA, 4480 nt
Organism: Symphalangus syndactylus (siamang)
Lineage: Eukaryota; Metazoa; Chordata; Mammalia; Primates; Hylobatidae
Product: vacuolar protein sorting-associated protein 35-like
Biological process (GO): retrograde transport, endosome to Golgi; intracellular protein transport
Cellular component (GO): retromer complex; late endosome; retromer, cargo-selective complex
Source: RefSeq, a predicted model, not a curated record